AAAGGCAAAGCUUGGAAAGUCUCAACAAAUCCCUCUGUUCACGAUGACGGAUCAUAACUUUUUAACUGACUUUGCUCUUGAAGGAAAAAUCCACAGUACCGAUUUUAUAGAGAUCUGGAUGCACUACGACAGUGACAGGUCUGGUUUUAUGGAACAAGAUGAAGUGACCGCAUUCCUUACAGACCUUUUCAAAAAGAAAAAAGGCUGUGUACCGAAUGAAGUAGUAAAUCAAGCUGUUCAACAACUUUUCAUGACUUACGAUACAAACAACGAUGGGCAACUGUCAAUGAAUGAGCUCUACACUAUUUUGGACGUCGAGGAUUCUAUAUUUGGAACUUUGUCACAUGUUGACGUUAUGGGAAUUGAAGAGUUUGACAUGCUGUUCAAUCACUACGAUAAGAGCGGUCGAGGUUUCAUAGACAGUGAAUCUGCUCUUUUUGCUCUCAUCAGUGAUAUGAUGAGAAGGAAUGGUGGAGAAAUUAGUGCUCUCGAGCUACAGCGAGUGAGAAAAGCAGUUCUAGCCGUCUGCGAUUCAGAUGGUAACGGUAGAAUUGACAAGAGUGAGUUACAACUGGUUCUAAAAGUAGCUAGCCAGGCUGUUAGAAGUAAUCAUGAUGAUGAUGUCAUUGAAGGAGACCCGCGAUGAUAUUACCAGACGAGCAAUAUACCCCUCCCUUCAACUUUCUCACUUUCUAAACAGAUGCGCCAGCUAGCGAUAUUUGAAAACUGGGACUGCUGCUUGCUUUUUAAUUUCUCGAUCUCGCGUUAAACUGGUGCAAAUACCGUGGCACGAAACUUUAUAAUAAAUACAGUCAAACUUUAUAUUUUAGUUCUAAUGUACCGUCACAAUAGUGACUUUAAUAUUAACUGCUGUUCAAAUAACAUGAACAUAUG
Molecule: messenger RNA, 894 nt
Organism: Bolinopsis microptera
Lineage: Eukaryota; Metazoa; Ctenophora; Tentaculata; Lobata; Bolinopsidae
Product: calbindin-like
Exons: 6
Coding region: 44-646 (200 amino acids)
Biological process (GO): regulation of cytosolic calcium ion concentration
Cellular component (GO): nucleus; neuron projection; cytosol
Molecular function (GO): calcium ion binding
Source: RefSeq, a predicted model, not a curated record